This is a messenger RNA of Paramecium sonneborni, 563 nucleotides long. Lineage: Eukaryota; Ciliophora; Oligohymenophorea; Peniculida; Parameciidae. The record is from the annotation of a GenBank genome assembly.
AUUUUAUGAAAGCAUCAAAAUACUAAAUUGAAAAUAGAGACUAUAACAUUAUUACAUGUGUUGAUUUUAAUCAAAAAUAAUAAUCAUUACCUCCAUUAAGGAAAUUAGGUUAAUCAUAAGACCAUCCUUUUCCAAGAAAAGCCAAAUUUGAAGUAGCUCAAGAAUAAGUAUAGAUGCAACAGACAUAAACCACUAAAGUUAACAAUUCUCAAUAAGACAUAAAAUAAAUAUAAUCAGGUUCUAUGAUGAAUGUUUCAUCAGUUAAAUUUGAUUUUAUUUCUUUUACUCAAGGAAAAUAAUAACCAUUUCAUGAUCUAAAGUAGGAAUUGAAGAUCUUGCACAAAAAAAAAGUAUCUUUAUCUAUAUCAAUAUUAAAGGGUGGAAUGGGUGAAAUUGCUGAUUUAGGAGGCUUGUGUUACCCAAAUUUUAAUAGGGAAUAUCAAGAUAAAUUCAAGGAAAACCAAACUAUAUUUAGAAAAUAAAAAGGAGAUUAUCCUGCUGUCACAGAUCCUAAAUUCUCUUAUGGACCUUUUAUGAAACCUUUUAAAAAGUUCAAGUUUUGA